AUGGCUUCCUGUUUCUUGGUUCAAUGUCUCUUCUCGAUUCUUCUCAUGAGCUUCUAUCAGAUUUCUAUUGCCGCAAAAGACGAUAGAAAGGCGAGAGAUUGUUUAGUCAGAAGCUAUGGAAGAAGUUUCAAUGGUUUUGUCGCAAAUCUCACUAGAUCUGAAAGUGAUAAGCUUAUUGGUAGAGAAGGUGUAGUUUCAGUAUUCCCAAACGAGUUUUUGCAGCUUCAAACGACAAGAUCUUGGGAUUUUAUGGGAUUUGGUGACAAUAUCAUACAUGUCCCCAAGAUCGAGAGCGAUAUAAUAAUUGGUGUGAUCGAUGGUGGACUUUGGCCUGAAUCUCCGAGUUUCACAGACGAUGGAUUCGGACCGCCACCGCAAAAAUGGAAGGGCACUUGCGCAGGAGGGCAGAACUUCACCUGCAACAAAUAUUCUUAUCAUUUAAGGCCAUACAGAAUGAACUGCAUAUUCUUAUCAUAUGCGAUAUCGAAGGUUUUCUUAGGUAAGGAUACAUUGGAGCUGAGGUAUUACCCCGAAGACUAUAUCAUCGACAAAUUUGUGUCACCUUCGAUGUCAUUUUUGUUGAGGACCGCACGGGAUGAGCUACUCGAAAUAGGGAUCAAGAGGAUCCUUUCUGAAGUUGCAGAUCCACCGAAAAAAGUUGGAGGAGUUAGUCUACUAUAUCAUGUUAUGAGGGGUUCUGGUAGUACAGUAGAAGUUAUGAGUUCAACAUUGCAAAGAAUAUGCGAGGAUUAUAAAGCAGAAGAAUUAAGUGUUAUGUGGAACUGCUUGUAUCAAGAAACAAAAGAAGCAAUCAUAAACAAAAAUUCAGCUCACUUAAGCCGACUAUUGACUGUGAUUACUUCAGCUGUUAGGGUUGAGAAAGGUCUCAAGGUUUAUGAUUACCCCUAUUUGGUUGGACUCGUAAGCGAGAUUAUGUCAUCUGACACCGUUGUUCUCGAUAAACUUCUGGGACUGAUGUUAUGCACCAUUGACAAACCCAAUGUUGUCAAUGAAAUGGAGUCCAUUGCUUCACAAUGGUCCCCUAUUUUCUCCUUGAAGAGUUUAAGUGACUAA
Molecule: messenger RNA, 1074 nt
Organism: Arabis nemorensis
Lineage: Eukaryota; Viridiplantae; Streptophyta; Magnoliopsida; Brassicales; Brassicaceae
Source: the annotation of a GenBank genome assembly